Molecule: messenger RNA, 1519 nt
Organism: Rhincodon typus (whale shark)
Lineage: Eukaryota; Metazoa; Chordata; Chondrichthyes; Orectolobiformes; Rhincodontidae
Gene: rpf1
Product: ribosome production factor 1 homolog
Exons: 10
Coding region: 97-1203 (368 amino acids)
Biological process (GO): DNA metabolic process; maturation of LSU-rRNA; maturation of 5.8S rRNA
Cellular component (GO): nucleolus; preribosome, large subunit precursor
Molecular function (GO): rRNA primary transcript binding; deoxyribonuclease II activity
Source: RefSeq, a predicted model, not a curated record
CAGAACAGCAGGUCGAGACUAGUAGAGGCAGCUUUCUCAUCAGCAUUUGGCGAGAUCUCUUUUUGGGAGUUGGGUUAUCAGGUGGCCAGUCCCGAUAUGGAAGCCACAUCGAUCCUUGUCCAUCUCUUCCUGUCAGUCAUUCACCUCAGCUCCAGCAUGGCUGAUAUCUCCUGCAUGGAUGAGGCUGGCCACCCAGUGGACUGGUUUGUCAUCUAUAAGUUGCCCAAGUAUAUCAUCAAUCAGUCUGCUGGGCUGGGACUGAAUUAUAUGUACCUCGAUCCUUCAAACAGUGGCUGGAAACAGAGCCAGUACCUCAUCAAUAUGACUGAGAGUGCCACCGGGAGGACUCUGCAGCAACUUUAUUCCACCUAUCAUUCAAAGGAGCAACUGGCAGCUAAAAAGAAACGGCAGAAAGAGAGGGAGGCACUUGGAGACAAGGCACCACCAAAAUCAGUCCCAAAGACCAUUGAAAACCAACGAGUGUAUGAUGAAACAACUGUGGACCCAAAUGACGAAGAGGUGGCUUUCGAUGAAGCAACAGAUGAAUUUUCUUCCUACUUCAAUCGAAAAACAAGUCCGAAGAUCCUCAUUACCACAUCUGACAGACCUCGAGGGAGAACAGUAAGGUUAUGUGAGCAGCUGGCAAAGGUAGUGCCAAACUCUCACGUCUACUACAGGAGGGGAUUGGCUCUGAAAAAGAUCAUACCGCAGUGUGUGGCCAGAGAGUUUACAGACUUACUCGUCAUCAAUGAAGAUCGGAAAGUACCGAAUGGUUUAAUUGUUAGCCACCUUCCCGAUGGGCCAACAGCACAUUUCAAGAUGUCUAACAUGCGUCUAGCAAAAGAAUUGAAGAGGAGAGGGAAGGAUCCGACAAAACACUCACCAGAAGUGAUCCUAAACAAUUUCUCUACCCGUCUGGGACACAGCAUUGGGAGAAUGUUUGCUUCUCUCUUUCCUUACAGUCCACAGUUUGUGGGACGCCAAGUGGCAACUUUUCAUAACCAACGUGAUUACAUCUUCUUCAGAUUUCACAGGUACAUAUUUAAAAAUGAGAAGAAAGUGGGCCUUCAGGAACUUGGACCACGUUUCACACUGAAACUGAGAUCUUUACAGAAAGGGACCUUUGAUUCAAAAUAUGGAGAAUAUGAAUGGGUUCAUAAGCGUCAUGAAAUGGAUACAAGUCGAAGGAAGUUUCACUUGUAAAGUCAGACUUUCAGUGGAACUGGUUGACACCAUGACGCAGGUUCCUUGGCAGCGCUGCUUUUACACAUUGUUGGAGUUUAGAUAUUCUGCAAACAAAUUAAACAGCCCUCAAUUUUAUCUAAAGGUGACGUCAACUAGAAUCUUUGAAAAUAAAUUCUGGAUGAGCUGGUUACUGCAAUCCCAUAGUAUUGUCUCUGUCGAGAAAUGUUAUACUCUCAAAUUUGUACAUUCUUCCUUACAGCCUUAUCUACAAUAAAGGCCUCUUUGUGUAUGUACUUGUGUAAAGGGAUUAAAGUUUUGAAGCAAUUAAGUUAAA